This is a messenger RNA of Hydractinia symbiolongicarpus, 2793 nucleotides long. RefSeq names its product guanine nucleotide-binding protein subunit alpha-12-like. Gene Ontology annotation, cellular component: heterotrimeric G-protein complex. Bases 42 to 1121 code for a protein of 359 amino acids. The record is from RefSeq and is a predicted model, not a curated record. Gene Ontology annotation, molecular function: G protein-coupled receptor binding; GTPase activity; guanyl nucleotide binding. Lineage: Eukaryota; Metazoa; Cnidaria; Hydrozoa; Anthoathecata; Hydractiniidae. Gene Ontology annotation, biological process: Rho protein signal transduction; adenylate cyclase-modulating G protein-coupled receptor signaling pathway. The transcript is spliced from 3 exons.
AUUCUUGCUGCAGUUAGUUUACCUUAUAUUUUUCGCUCAUCAUGGCGUUAGUGUGUUGUAAGAAUCCUGAGGAAAAAGAAGCCUAUCAGAUAUCGAAAAAAAUUGACACUCAAAUUGCAAAGGAAAAAGUUUAUUUUAGACGUAAAGUUAAAAUUCUGCUCCUGGGUGCUGGAGAAAGUGGUAAAACGACGUUUCUAAAACAGAUGAGAAUUAUUCAUGGGAAGGACUUUGAUUUAGAAGCACUGUUGGAGUUUAGGCCUAUCAUUUAUUCUAAUGUGUUGAAAGGCAUGAAGGUACUUGUAGAUGCUAGAAGAAAGCUAAGAAUAUCAUGGGGCGACCCUGAAUGUCAAGCUUAUGGAGAUAUUAUAUUGAAUUUUCAACCCACUGGUCCAGUAAAUAUAGAGACAUUUUUGGAGAAUGUUGACAAUGUUAAGAAAUUGUGGAAUGAUGCAGGCGUUCAAGAAGCAUACAAAAGGCGAAACGAGUUUCAAUUGGGUGAUUCGACUUCAUACUUCUUGAAUAAUCUAGAAAGAAUUGGCAGAAAGGAUUUUAUGCCCACCAAGCAAGACAUGCUUCAUUCUAGAAAAGCUACCAAAGGUAUUCAGGAAUAUGAAUUCGAAAUUAAAGGCAUUCCAUUUGUCAUGGUAGAUGUUGGUGGACAGAGAUCGCAGCGUACAAAGUGGUUCCAGUGUUUUGACGAAGUCACAUCGAUUUUGUUCAUGGUAUCGUCAAGUGCAUAUGAUCAAGUUAUUAUGGAAGAUAGACGCACCAAUUGUCUCAUCGAAUCAUGCAUGAUAUUUGAAACCAUAGUGAAUAAUAAAUGUUUUGCAAAUGUCUCCAUCAUUCUUUUCCUUAAUAAAACUGACUUGUUAGAGCAAAAAGUACGAUCUAGACAUAACAGUAUUAAAGAUUUCUUCUUGCAAUUCCAAGGUGACCCGUAUAAUUUAACCGAUGUUCAAAACUUUAUAUUACAAAUGUUUGAUAGUCGACGUCGGGAAAGAUCAAAGGCAUUGUUCCACCAUUUCACCACCGCGAUUGAUACAGAAAAUAUAAAAUUCGUUUUCCAUGCAGUAAAAGACACCAUCCUGCAAGACAAUUUAAAGUCACUCAUGUUGCAAUAGAUUUUAAUGUGGCAAGCAUUUGUUAAAAAUAUCCGUUCCACAAUCUGCUUUCCUUAGAAUGAUUGUAAACGUUUAUAUACAUGUUAAAAUGGAAAAAGUUUGUACUUUACUUAAGACACCAACUGGAUUGAUUAAGGAAAUUUGAUAUUUUUGGACUGGGACUUGUGAUACUGGAGUAGAAAAAAAUUACAACACAGUAAAACCAGUUGUUUCUAGCAUAGAACUGCUAUACGUGUUCGAAAGAUGUGCUCUCUCAAAAGGGAGGUAUGUAGGCUAGCUGGAUUCUCUUUAAUAUGUGCAUACUACUUUUAUAGACAAUCUACUGUUGUGUAUUGUUGUUAGUCUUGAUGGGCGAUGGGGCUCGCUAUUGUUUAUAUUCAAUUAAUUUUAAUUUUUGUUAGAAACUUUAUGGUAGAUUUCUCUACCAGUUGAUUUUGUAAUGCUUGAUUUGAGAUGGCAUUUUUCAUGGAAUUAGCGCAUUCAUUUUUAUAACCUGAUGAUAUUCUCAGUCAGUAUAGACCCUUUUGAUAUUCGUACUGUAAAACUGUCCUUUUAAUUGAAAUCAACAAACCUGUAUAUUUUGCUACAGUUGUUCUAGUUAAGCCAUUUUGUUUUUAUUUACUGUCCUAUGUCAGUUUUCGUUUUUUAAUAAAACGAGUUAUGUUGCGCUGUGAGGAAUAUUGAUUUUUUUGUGAGAUUAAUUUUUGCUAGUUCUGUAGAUGUGUAGAAGAGAGAUUUAUAACGCUGCUUUUACAUUUCACAAAAAAACCCUUAAAUGUUUUGGUUGCUAUUUGUUUUUUUUUAAAUCCAGAAGGAUUUUGUCCUUGUUUUAAUGCAACGGUUGUAACUUUCUUUUUUUAAAGUUUUACAACAUAUUUUAAGGGUCCUUGAAUGUUUUGAAGAGUUCUCGUCUCAUUUUAUGUUGCUAACGUUUUUUUUACAACAUACGUGUUGAUGUACUCCAAUGCGUCAUUGUUAAUGACGUUAAUUUUUUAAUUUUAUUUUUCGUUAACACCUGUUGUUUUUAUAAUUCGAAGGCGUUUUUUCCUUAUAAAGUAAAAUUAUCGUCUCCCACGUUUAUUUGGCAGAUGGGAAAUUAUAUUCUGCUACAAUAUUUGUUUAUUUUUGGUCACGUGUUAUAUUCUACACAUAUUGUAAAAAAAAAUAUCUUAUAUACGCUUCCUUGUGUGAGAAUCAGGAAAAUUUGUAUAAUAUGUAGUAUAUAUGAUGUUUAAUAAGCCCUAAGAUGGGGAGGCGAUUCUUCCUUUAGUUGCUCUCCUUUCCUGUAACAAAACAAAAGUUUUAUAUUAUUUAGCAUAUAAAAUUACGUUUCGAAUCCUUCCUUUUUGCAUUUAAAGAAGUUUGGAGUUAAUACCUGACCCUUUGCGUAUCGCAAAGUUUGUGCACUUUUAUCUUACUCUUUUGGACGCGCACAGGUUGUUAAUCUGGAAUGACAUUUGAAACCUUGUUUUUUAUAAUAGGUGUAUAAUUGAUAAUUAUUUUUCCAACAAAUUAUAUCUUUUUAUAUGAUUUUAUCAUACUGUAGCAAUAUUAAUAAUAAUAAUGAUAAGUUAUAUAUUGCGUUGUGUAUAACUUGUUUUUUUUCGUUUUUUUUUUUUUUUUUUGCAAAUUAGUGCAAACUUCGUGUAUGCUAAUAAAUUCACAUAAAACA